Molecule: messenger RNA, 1058 nt
Organism: Saprolegnia diclina VS20
Lineage: Eukaryota; Oomycota; Saprolegniomycetes; Saprolegniales; Saprolegniaceae
Exons: 1
Coding region: 18-1022 (334 amino acids)
Source: RefSeq, a predicted model, not a curated record
CAAUAAAUUAUUGACCCAUGGCACGACGCACGACCGACAGCAUGGCCCCGACGGACCGUGCGCCACGCGGGACCAAGCGCACUCGGCGCGCUUCCUCUGUAUCGGUAACAAGCUCGUUUGAAGAGCGCCUCGCGCUGCUCGAAGAACGAUCUCGCGCGAUGGACGCCCGGCUACAACGCGUCGAGGCGGCGUGGCUUGGCGGCGCCGACGUGUCGCUUUUCGACCAGCUCCCGCUGCAGCUGCGCUUUGUGUUGAAUGAUCGCUCGACCUUGGACGUGCCCACGAGCAUGCUGCAAAAGUUUCCCAAAUGCGACCUCUACGAAGCCAUUUUGUCCGAGCCCUUCUCGAUCGCGCCCGAUGGCGCCGCCGUCGUGCACAUAAGCAACCGCACGCCGCACCGCAUUUACGUCCGAGCGAUCAAUGUCCUCUUGUACCACGUAUUGAAUGUGCGCGGCGUCAUUUCUCGCGAGGUCCGCUGGAUCCUCGACAAGCUCGCCACGUGGGACGUGCCGGUGGGGUACAUGCAGACCGAGGGCUCGGCGCUAUGGUCCCAACGGCUCUCGAGCCGCUACUUCAACAUGAGCGCCGACAAGCGCACGCUUAUUUCGACGCCGUCCCAAGGCAACGAAUAUGCCUUCGAGCACGCGAUCGUCCACGGCCGCAUGGACCACGUGGCCAUGCGGCUCGUCAAGGUGGAAGGCAGCAUCGCGGUCGGCUUUACGCCGUGUCCGACAAAGCGACAAUCGAGCUACGACGGGUGGUUUGUGCAUGUUGCACGGGGUCCGCACAGCGCCAGCUUUGGGCCGAGUGGGUGCCACAUCACGUGUCUCCACGGGGACAUGCUCACGCUUGUGCUGGACCGGAGCAAGAAGACGAUCCGCGUCUUGCUCAACCAGCACGAUCUUGGCGUCGCCUUUGUUCUCGACAGCACCGAGAAGCUCCAAGUCGCACCGGUCGUGGCCUACCAUAGAUGUCCACGCGACACGGUGCACUUGCCAUGUCAGAUUAGUUUGUACUCGUAACAUUAGUCGUCAUAACUUUGAAUGUUUUAUCGUCGU